This is a messenger RNA of Populus nigra (black poplar), 1287 nucleotides long. Its product is annotated as transcription repressor OFP17-like. Gene Ontology annotation, biological process: negative regulation of DNA-templated transcription. The transcript has a single exon. The record is from RefSeq and is a predicted model, not a curated record. NCBI's taxonomy places the organism in Eukaryota, Viridiplantae, Streptophyta, Magnoliopsida, Malpighiales, Salicaceae. The coding region runs from base 165 to 722 and encodes 185 amino acids.
AAAGGGCAUAACUAACCUCUUACUGUAUCCAUUUUCUGCAAACUCUCUCUCUCUGCAAUGAUAUGCCUUUCCUACCUCUUUCCUUAAACUAAUUAGAAGCAAUAAAAGCCAGCACCCUGCUCCAUUUCUUCAACAAAAAUCUAACUGCUAUCAUUAAAGAUUAAAUGAAAGCAUUAGCUGUCUUCAGAUCCAAGCUUUUCAGUCCAUGCAAGAAACUACUGUUACUCUUCAGAUUCAAGCUCAAAAGACCUGUCUUUAUAAGAGGUCUUCAACUUCGUCGUCGCAGCAAGAAACCCAGAAAAGCUCCUCAAAAGAAUCGAGUUUUUAAUUCUUUGCUCUCCGUUUUUCAUCCUCUUAGGAAGUCGAGAAAGAUGGACAGAGUUUCCGAACUUAGGAGCGUCUCAGAACCGGAGUGUGAAAGAAUGCUCUUUCCAUCACCUCUUACACCAGCUUAUAUCAAGGCCAGUUUGGAAAAGAAAAGGCGAACCUUCGGUGAUGAAGAUGUAGAAGAUGCGUGCAGAAGUUUCGAGAACUAUUUGGUAGAGAUGAUGGUUGAAGAGGGGCAAGUGAGGGAUUUAAUGGACGUGGAAGAGCUAUUGUAUUGCUGGAAAAACCUGAAGUGUCCCGUCUUCAUUGAUUUGGUCGGUAGGUUCUAUGGAGAGCUAUGCAAGGACUUGUUCUCUCCCGAUGACGACAACACCGACAUAAAUAGUCCCAAGUGAUUCUGCAACUAGUGUCACGGUCCCUGUCUUCCCCUUAAUCCUUCUCUUCUAAUCUCUCUGUUGAAUUUUCUUUUUUUUAACCCGGGGUGUCCGGGUCAGUUUACACACAUCACAACUAAUUUUCGGAUCUACUGAACAUCCUACAAAUCUAGUAGACAUAUAAGACAUUACGAGAAUAACAGGUAUGCACACUAGGACUCGAAUCCAGGUGACAGAUGCAAGAAACCUUGCCUCUGCCACUGGGCUACAAGCCCUGGUGCUCUCUCUGUUGAAUCUUUGUAAUGUUAGUAGUGGAUAUAAAAGGAAUAAGGCCCAUUGUUGAAUAAUUUAUUUUCUUCGCAUUGAUGAUGCACAACAUCGAAAACACAAAAGAGAAAAAUAUAGCUUGAUGCACCUCUAUGUUAGUAAAAGCUAAUAGAUCUUCUUGAAUGUCAAUCCUAGAUAUGGAGAGGCCUAAAACUUAACCCAUUAUAGAGUUGUGCCUCUCUCAAAUCUCAAUCAAAAGACAGGAACAUCUCAUUGUACCCUGAAGAUUAUCAUAAUCAACCCUUAUUCUUCAUGCUUA